CAGGUGUUCUUCAACCUCUCCUAGCGUGAAGGUGUGGUCUCCGGGACCUUCUCCAGACCAUCGGGCCGCCCGAAGUCCUUGUGUGGCCCAUGGACUGGCGGACAGGGCUCUUCUAACCGGCGGGAUGGACAGCACCGUCUCCAAGGAGGAGGCCCAGCCUCUCCCCUCCCCGAAGGGGCCUUCGGACUGCAGAGACGGAAGCGACUGCACGGAGAACCGCCACCUCCUGCACAAGGACACCCACAAGCCAACUUUGGAACUGACCGACGGGGUCCAGAAACCCAACCCAGCCAGCCAUGGGGAAAACCACCGGGCCUCCAGUCCGGUGUCCAACGGCUUCUCCGGAGCUCAAAGCCCGCUCGGUCCUGGCAAGGUGGCCGGAGACCCCCGGGGCCACCCCUCCGGACCCUCCCCUGGCCUGCCGACCAGCACCGCCGUCUUCGGCGGGGUAGUAGAACGUCCGUCGCCUUCCACGGGACCGCGGGAGAGAGAGACCUGGAGUAAAAAAAUGGACUUCCUCCUCUCGGUCAUCGGCUACGCGGUGGACCUGGGCAAUGUUUGGCGCUUUCCGUACAUCUGUUACCAAAACGGGGGAGGGGCCUUCCUCAUACCCUACCUAAUCAUGGCCAUCUUCGGAGGGAUCCCGCUCUUCUACAUGGAGCUGGCGCUGGGCCAGUAUCACCGCCACGGCUGCAUCUCCGUGUGGAGGAAGAUCUGCCCCAUCUUCAAAGGAAUCGGCUAUGCCAUCUGUAUCAUCGCCUUCUACGUGGCGUCCUACUACAACACCAUCAUGGCCUGGGCGUUGUACUACCUGGCCUCCUCCUUCCGCAGUGAGCUGCCCUGGGUCAGCUGCGACCACGCCUGGAACACCCCCAAUUGCAUGAGCUACUUCUCCAACCAGAGCAUCGCCUGGACGGCCAACUCCUCCUCCCCGGCCGAAGAAUUCUAUACGUAAGUGCAUGUAAGUCGAAAG
This is a messenger RNA of Pseudonaja textilis, 973 nucleotides long. Lineage: Eukaryota; Metazoa; Chordata; Lepidosauria; Squamata; Elapidae. The record is from RefSeq and is a predicted model, not a curated record.